AUGGCUACCCGCCUCCUCCACCUCCGCCGCCUUCUCCCGGCCGCGCGCCCGUCCGCCGCCGCCGCCGCCGCGUUCUCCACCUCCGUCACCCCGACCCCGCGGGUCUCCGGUCUCGUAGACGAGAUCUGCGGCCUCAACCUCCUCGAGGCUUCCUCCCUCGCCGACGCCCUGCGCGGCCGCCUCGGCGUUGACCAGCUCCCUCCCCUAGCUAUCCUAAUGGGCGGAGCAGCUCCGCUGGCCGGCGAUGGCGCCGCUGGGGCGGCCGGCGAGGAGGCAAAGCCGAAGGAGGAAAAGAUGGCGUUCGACGUGAAGCUGGAGGGGUUCGACGCCGCGGCCAAGCUUAAGAUUAUCAAGGAGCUGAGGGCGUUCACGAGUUUGGGCUUGAAGGAGGCCAAGGAGCUCGUGGAGAAGGCGCCGGCCGUGCUGAAGGCCGGGGUGCCAAAGGAGGAGGCCGAGGGCAUUGCUGAAAAGUUGCGGGCACUGGGCGCCAAGAUUGUUCUCGAGUGACAGGACCAGAUCUCUGUAUGGCUUUGUUUCUUGAUUUCUUUCUUUCUGUUUAUUGUACGAAGAAAAAGAGAAAAUUUUGGAACCAAGGAUUCAUCAAUAAUUAACGAGGCUAACUCUGGAAUUCUUGAUAUCCUCUCGUUGAUAGCAGAAAUGCCAGUUGGGCUUUGGAAAACAUGGUCUCGGAAUUAGCGAUAGAGCUUUUAGCUGUCUUGUGUCUGUUUCUUGACGGAGCAAGAUAUUGUAUUACCUAGAACAAGAGCAACUAGUUUAAUACUGGAUUUCUGUCUUAUCAACCGCACCAGUGAUUUUUUUAUA
Molecule: messenger RNA, 822 nt
Organism: Lolium rigidum
Lineage: Eukaryota; Viridiplantae; Streptophyta; Magnoliopsida; Poales; Poaceae
Product: 50S ribosomal protein L7/L12-like
Exons: 1
Coding region: 1-507 (168 amino acids)
Biological process (GO): translation
Cellular component (GO): ribosome
Molecular function (GO): structural constituent of ribosome
Source: RefSeq, a predicted model, not a curated record